Messenger RNA from Solanum dulcamara, 1243 nucleotides. Its product is annotated as protein SRC2-like. The coding region runs from base 158 to 1114 and encodes 318 amino acids. The transcript has a single exon. The record is from RefSeq and is a predicted model, not a curated record. Lineage: Eukaryota; Viridiplantae; Streptophyta; Magnoliopsida; Solanales; Solanaceae. Gene Ontology annotation, biological process: defense response.
GGUUACUUGUGAUCAUCUUCCUUGAAGAAGUCGCCAGCCAAGUAACGUCACCUACUCUCAAACACGUUGACCUCCACUCCCUAUUUAUCUCCCCAAUUCAUAACCCCUUUCUUUAUUUCUCAAAUUUCCACUUUCAUUUUUUCUCUGCUAAAAAACCAUGGAAUAUCGCACCUUAGAAAUAAAUGUUGUCUCCGGUAAAGAUCUCAACAAGGUCAAUCUCAUCACUAAGAUGGACGUAUACGUCGUCGUUUCAAUCACCGGCGCCGGAGACGACAGAUCUGAUCAGAAAACCAAAACCCCCGUCGAUCACGACGGUGACAAUAAUCCCAACUGGAAUUUCCCGAUCAAAUUCACCAUUGAUGAUAACGUGGCUGUUCAAAACCAUUUGCAUCUUGUUUUCAAGCUCAGAUGCCAACGUGCCCUUGGCGAUAAAGAUAUUGGACAAGUUGAUGUACCCAUCAAAGAGCUUCUCGAAUCUUCCAAUAGCAGUACUACUGGGAGUAAACAAUUUGUAAGUUAUCAAAUCCGAAAACCUUCCGGUAAACCCAAAGGUCAACUUACUUUUUCCUACCAAUUUAGUGAUAAGAUCACCGGUAAUAAUGUCGAUUCUAAAAUUGACCAUCAGGUCACUGCUUAUCCGGCGGUAAAUCAAACUCCGGUGAUGGUGGGAUCCACUUCUGUGUAUCCACCACCACCACCACCGCAAGGUCUUAGUGGGCUAUACCCACCGCCACCGACCUAUGCUUGUGGUGGGAGUGGACCUACUCCACCACCGCCUGUGGGAUAUCCACCACCACCGGCGGCAGGUUAUCCACCGCAAUCUGUGGGAUAUCCACCACAACCAGCAGCGGGAGGAUAUGGAUAUGGAUAUGGAUAUCCACCGGCGACUGUAUAUCCUCCACCACCCCAAUAUGGAUAUCCACCGCAGCAAGGUGGACAUGGAUAUGGGUAUCCACCGGUGCAACGACCGGCGAAGAAGAACAAUAAUUUGGGGUUAGGAUUAGGGGCGGGUUUACUUGGUGGAGCACUUGGUGGAAUGAUUAUCGGUGAUGCAAUCUCAGAUGCUGGAGGUUAUGAUGGUGGAUUUGGUGAUGUUGGUGGAUUUGAUUUCUAAUUCUUUUUUGAUUUUGUUUUAAUUAAUUCAAGUAUUGUUGUUUUAUGAGUAGAAAUUAGUUCAUGUGAAAAUUGUAGUAUUAUGAAUUUUGAUGACAUAAAUCAAGCAACGUUUUAACGUAAUAUUCAA